This is a messenger RNA of Panicum virgatum (switchgrass), 2870 nucleotides long. RefSeq names its product BTB/POZ and MATH domain-containing protein 1-like. The record is from RefSeq and is a predicted model, not a curated record. Gene Ontology annotation, molecular function: protein binding. Gene Ontology annotation, biological process: protein ubiquitination. The transcript has 3 exons. Bases 646 to 2409 code for a protein of 587 amino acids. Lineage: Eukaryota; Viridiplantae; Streptophyta; Magnoliopsida; Poales; Poaceae.
CCACAACUCCUCCCCUUCGCACCGGCGGCUGCCGCCGCCGCCCCUCCCCUCCGUGCGGCCCGACGACGCCGCCGCAGCUCCUCCCCUCCACACCUGCGGCAUGCAGCUCCACCCCUCCGCACGGCCCGAUGGCGCUGCCCGCGUUGGCCUCCUCCCUGAGAAGCUGAACACGACAAGCUACGCCAAACACAAGGACAAGCUUCUCUGGAAAGCAGCUAUCGGGACCAGCGAGUGGAGCUUCUGCAAAUAGGAGCUUUUGGAAAAGCUCCAGCUCCCCCAGGGCCAAAAACUCCACGGCGCUUGCUGACUGCUCGUUUUCUUUCUUGGUGGGCCAGGUGCGCGGCGCUUCCUCGAGCGUUCAGCUCUCGAAGCAGCUGCACAGCUUCAGCUCUCGAGGAGCGCGCGGAGACGAGGGGUCGUGCCUUCUCUUUUCACUCCACAUAUUCAUUGGUACGGCGCCCGCCGCUUGGGGAUCUCAAUUCGUAUAGUAGCAGCUAUAAUGAGAAUGGUAGGCGAAGGGAAGGGGAAGGGGCAUGUGUCUGUCUUCCGCCAUACUUCUAGUUCUGAUCUAGUUUCUCUCGUUAGCAAGUGCUAUCUCUGAAGCAACACCACCUCGUGUAUCAGUUCUGGUCUUCUACUGGAAUCAUGGCCAUGUCGUCGUUCGCCGGCGUAUCUAUCGUCGGAGGCGGCGGCAGUCCGCCGCAAGAUGCCUCGGCCACCAUGGCCGUCAAGUACAACGGGUACCACCUGCUAGUUGUGAAUGGAUACUCGCGCAUCAAGGACCGCCCCAAUGGCGCGCACAUCGCAUCUCGCCAUUUCAGAGUCGGAGGCUACCGCUGGGUCAUCGAGUGCUACCCCAAUGGCAAGGAAUCAGACCAUGAUGGUAACAUAUCCUUUUAUCUCGUCCUUGAUCAAGGUAACGUUCGUAACCCUAUGAUGGUGCAGUAUGAGUUCAGCUUCGUCGUUGAUCAGGCUCAGAACAGCGACUCGUCAUGGCUCACUGGUGCGAAGGAAACUCUUGCAUUCUGUAGUCGUAGUGUUGCCUUUGCCCAUAGUUACCCCUGUUCAAUGGAGAGGAAAAUGUUUGAGAAGUCAAAAUAUCUCAAGAAUGACAGUUUCACAUUACGGUGUGACGUCAUCAUCAACAAGGUCGUUAGCAUCACGGAUGCCGAUGUAGCUGUUCCGGCCAAUUCUAUGCUUGUGGCACCUCAUAUUCAACAGGAUAUCGCUGACCUCCUCAAGUCCGGUGUGGGCGCCGAUGUGACGUUUCAGGUCGGCGAUGUGAAGUGCGCCGCACACCGGUGCGUGCUUGCAGCCCGGUCUGCUGUCUUCAAGGCUCAGCUCUUUGGCCCCAUGAAGGAGGGAACGACUACUAGUGUCAUACAUGUAAACGACAUGGAGGAACAGGUGUUCAAGCUUUUACUUGACUUCAUCUACGGUGAUUCAGUGCCGGAGAUGGAAACAGAGGAAGAAGACGUUAUGUGGCAGCACUUGCUUGUAGCGGCAGAUAGAUACGAUCUCCCGAGGUUGAAGCUGAUCUGUGAACAAGAGUUGUGUGACUACUGCUUCAACACGAGCACAGUUGCGAACAUCCUUGCGCUAGCUGAGCAGCACCGUUGCCGACGGUUGAAGAAGGCGUGCUUGGAGUUCCUCAAUUCUCCUGCCAAUUUACAGGAGGUAAUGGUGGUCGACGGCUUGGACCAUUUGAUUAGCAGCUGCCCUUCUGUUCUGAAAGAACUCAUUGCCAAGCUUGCAUCUCUGAAUUUUGAUGUCGACACUGCAGACUCUGCUGAAUCUGAUCUACUGUUGCUUGAGGUACCGGAAUCUGACAUGCACCAACAUUUGUCUAGUCUCCUCCAAUCGGAAGAGAGAACAGAUGUGACAUUUGAGGUUGGCGGCGAGACGUUUUCUGCACACAAGUGUGUGCUCGCUGCCAGGUCUGCAGUCUUCAGGGCUGACCUUUUUGGCCCGAUCAAGAAUACAAACACAGACGGGGUCAUACGCAUACAUGACAUGGAAUCAAAAGUAUUCAAGUUACUGCUUACCUUCAUUUACGAUGAUUGUUGGCCGCAGAUGAAGGAAGAGAAAAUUGGGGACGGUGCUGAUGCUGAUGUGAUGUGGCAGCAGUUGCUUGUCGCAGCAGAUAGAUAUGGCCUCGAGAGGCUGAAGCUGAUGUGCGAAACGAUGCUGUGCAGAUACAUCAACACGACCACUGUGGUUGACAUCCUCAAGCUAGCUGAGGAGCACCAUUGCCGAGAGCUGAAGGAGAACUGCUUGAACUUCCUUGACUUCCCUGCUCAUCUGCAGGACGUGAUGGCGGCGGGUGGCUUGGAACAGCUGAGAAGCAGCUGCCCUUCAGUCCUGAUAGAUCUCAUUGCUAAGCUUGCGUCACUUAAGCAUGAUACCUGACAGGUGAUGGAUGCUACUCCAUGAGCGAUUCUUUCCUUCUUUUGGCUUUGCAGGACUUGAGCAAGGUGGAUCGAGCUAAUCAUUGAUGAAACUACUAGGGAGCAACCAGAUUGCUACUGGAUGAAGCAUGUUCAGAUCCUGCUGGUCUUUGUUUUCUAAGUUAUAUGAUGCCAGAGCUUUAAGAUUUUGUUCUAUUUCGUUGGCUUGUUCCAGCUAGUCAGUCCCUUGUUUUGUAAGGACCUAGCAUAGUACUAGUGAGGCUUGAUGAGCUCCUCAUUUUCAGAAUUUCAGUAUCUAUUGCUUUUAAGCUGUUUGUUCCGGCUCAAACCGUUUUGAUUUUACUAUCUUAAGUUCCACUUCAUGUACUGUUUUGGCUGCUUUUCGGUCAGUAUUAUGUGAUCUACCAGCUAGCUACGGAUAGUUUGGAGAUUAAAACAAUUUGUGAAAGCAACGUUGUGUGA